AUGGACUUACGUAUGUGGACCUAUGGCCCAGCAGAAAAAGAUGUGGAACUAACCCAAAGUGCUUUGUGCACUGAGUCCACAAUAGAGAAUUCUGUACCAGUUUUAGGGAUUAUGUGGGACAGAAUAGAAGAUAACCUUUAUAUUGAAAUUAAGACUGGGGAGAGUUUUCCAGAGACUGGAGACUCCAUCAAUGGUCUUUUGACCGUACGAGAUCAGAGUGGCUUAAGAAGACAUUCUCAUGCCGGCGUACAAGCAUUAACUGUUAUAAUUAGAGAAGAAUUCUGGAUCAUUGGUGCAAGACGCCGAAUUAGAUCGGUGGUGAAACAGAAACAGUGCGUCCGUUGUAAACGAUUUUCAGCAAAACCUCCAACUACUGCACCCAUUCAAUUACCAUUAGACAGAGUUCGAGAUGCUUUCGCAUUUGAAGUUACCGGCAUAGAUUUAUGUGGCCCUCUGAUUCUCAAAAAUAAAAACAAAGACUGGGUAGUACUGUUUACGUGUGCUGUAUAUAGAUGUGUACAUUUGGAACUAAUGACAUCCGAAACUUUGCAUCCCAUCACUUGGAAGUUCAUUCCGCCCACUGCUGCUUGGUGGGGCGGAUGGUGGGAGCGUCUAAUCCGCACAACCAAGAAUUUGAUUGUGAGAGUCUUAGGACAAGCUGCAGUCAAUUACGAAGAGUUACUCACCGUCAUCUGUGAUGUGGAAGCCGUAAUAAACUGUCGACCACUUACUUAUGUGUCAAAUGACUCUGAGGAUCUUCUACCAUUAACGCCUUCCAUGUUCUUACAGGACAUUAAGGUUUCAGGUACAGCAGAUUUGGAUACUUUAGAUCGAAAUAAACUCUUGGCUCGUCAGCGUUUCUGCCAGGAACUUCGAGAACAAUUUCGUAGCCGUUUCUGCAAGGAGUUACCUUGGACAGUUAGUACAAAAGCAUGGACAGGACUGUGA
Molecule: messenger RNA, 948 nt
Organism: Stegodyphus dumicola
Lineage: Eukaryota; Metazoa; Arthropoda; Arachnida; Araneae; Eresidae
Source: RefSeq, a predicted model, not a curated record